GACCCUCUAGACAGCACGAACACGCCCGCAGAAGAUACGCGUUGGGAGAAUAUGACAAAAUUCUUCGCGCAGCUUACUGCUGUGUCCAAGCACGCUGAUUUCUCUCUCUGGGCUUGGUUUGCUCUGCGCGAUGCGUUUGGGCCCUGGAAAAACACAACAUCGCCUACAGAUGCUGCAGUACGGGCGGCAUGCUUGUGGUAUAUCUAUGCAGGAAAAAGCUUA
Messenger RNA from Aplosporella prunicola CBS 121167, 222 nucleotides. RefSeq lists its product as uncharacterized. The annotation marks the transcript as partial. Lineage: Eukaryota; Fungi; Ascomycota; Dothideomycetes; Botryosphaeriales; Aplosporellaceae. The transcript has a single exon. The record is from RefSeq and is a predicted model, not a curated record.